UCUGCUUGUCAUCCUUUUCAGUGUGUUUACACUUCCCCCUGCCUGCGGUUGCUUUAUCAGAGCAGUGGGUUCACACUUCACCCUGGGUAUAAAGCAACUGAGUGAGCUCCUCUCUCACACACAGGCACGCACACACCAAAUAUGCUCAGAAUGACACGGACCAGCACAGCGUUUGGCAUUUUACUCUUUUUUCUUCUUCACACCACUUCUGGAGAAAGUGGUUCUACCUCAGAAGAUGAGUCUGAUGAUGAAUUAGAGAACAUUGAUGUUGAGUGUUUCAGCCAGCUGGAAAUUAAGGAAGACGGUCACUCCCUAACAUGCAACUUUACGGAGUUGGACCUUAACAAUACUAACAUUAACCUUACAAUAUGCAGCACCAUCAUUGAAAAGCGUAUAUGUUCGACUAUGGAGAAACAGGAAGGCACAUAUUUUUUAUAUUUCUAUGGAAUCCUCUCACCUAAGGAUGUUUGUGUGGUCCUUGAGUCAAACAGACCGUACUGCAGGAGUGUGGAAGUAACCCAUAUUGUUAAGCCUGAGACUCCAUUUGGCAUAAAUAUCACAUUCCGAAAGGAUGCAAACGAGUAUUUUAUUCGAUACAAGACCCCGCAUUCAAAGAAGAAAUAUCUAAAGGACAAAUUAAUACACGAACUAGCCUAUCGGCAGGAAAACGGGACUUGGGAAACAAUACAUUCUCAAUAUCUUCGGGUAAAAUUACUGGGGAAAAGCCUUCAGAUGGGUGCAAGUUAUGAAGUGAAAGUGCGAUCAAAGCCCAAUGGAAAGUAUUUCAAGGGUAUCUGGAGUGAAUGGAGCUCCUCCGAAUACUUCCAAAGUGCAGCGGAACACCCCAUAACGAAAAGCACUGACAUGGUUGUGGUUAUAACUACUGUGGGCUUCAUUUUGCUCUUUGUCACGCUUGUUCUGAUCCUAAUGUUUUGGAAAACCAGAAUCAAGCCAGUUUUGUGGCCAAAACUUCCGGAUCAUAAAAAAACUUUGGAGCAAUUGUGCAAGAAGCCAAAAAAGAAUUUUGAUAUAAGCUUUAACCCGGAAAGUUUUGGGUAUGUUCAUAUUCAUAAAGUGGAUGGCAUUCAAGCCAAAGCAGAAGUGGAAUGUUUUCUACAGCCAUCAGCUCCUCUAGAUGCAGAUGUUUCAGAAAAAGUUUGCAAUGGAUCAGAUAUGAAGACGAGCCUCUCUGCUGUAGACAAAAGCAUCCUAAAGCUUCCUGUGACUUAUGGAGGAAUUUGGCCAUCUGACACGUUGAGUGGGCACUUAUGUGAGACUCACCUUUCCAUGUUAAAUGAAUCCAGCAAUGGCAUCCCCUAUAAAGUGUGCAGUAGCAAUGGUACACAACUAUAUAAUUGUGGUCCUAUGACCCAUUCCAGCUCUUCAGAGGACCCCACUGUUCAGCCCAGAUCAGGACCCCUAAAUACCAACACAGUGUCCCUAAUACAGCCCAAUAAUGGAAUUAGGUCAUCAAAUAAAGACGAAGCAUAUGUCACAAUGUCCAGCUUUUGCAAAAAUCAGUAAACCUCAAAAACCAUAGGAACAUAGGAUUUGCUGUAACAGAGCAGACUAUUGGUCCUUCUUGUUUGGGUCUCCUGCCUCUUGCUGGUUGAUUCAGUGAAUAAUAAAUUCAGUGAUAAUGUACCUAUCCCCAUUUUGCAAUGCUGUAAUCAAUGGGGAUGGAUUUUUCUUGGCCUCCAAGGACAGUGGACCAAAUUCCAUUCUCAAUUACAUCAGUGCCAAUGUGGAGUAAAUCCAGUGUAACUGAAAACAAAUUUAGUUCAGUCGGUUUAAGACCUUAAUCAUGGGUGGUAAUUAACCUAUAACAAUAACAAACUAUUAAAUUGCACUUCUCUACUGCCCUCUAUCCAAGCGUCGGUGAGUGCGUCAGAUUCGUUAACGCUCCUAUCGCCAUCUCAGUUUACGCAGCUACAGAUUUUGUUAAUGGUCAUAAAAUCCCUAUCAUGAAACAUGGCUGCAAAGUCUAGAUAGGUUAAGUAGAUUCUGAUCUCACUUAAACUGGGGUGAAUGAAUCUGGAGUAACUUGGCUGAAGUUAGUGGCACUAUACCAGGUGUUAAAAAACAGAAUAAGUGAGAUCAGAAUCACUUGUAUUAGUUUGGGAUUCAGGAUCUGAGCUUGGUAACUCAUUCCCCAUCAAGCACUCAACUCCCAGGGGAAAGAGUGCUCACACAGCAUCUCCUGCUAAUGAGUGCUGAUACACUCCCAAGAUAGCAGCACCCAUCCUACCACAGCAAGGGCUGUGCUGAUGCACGGCAUGUGAGACUGUGUACAAUAAUGAGUAAAAAUAGAUGUCUUGGUGCUCAAAGGCUGCAAAUAGAUCAGCUAAGCCUGCAGCUUGUGUGUGUAAGAGGAUAGAAGGUGGAAGCAGAAGGCCGGAGGGAACCAGGGCCAACAAAUGUAAACAGUCUCAUAGUGGUUUUAUGUAGGGAUGGGACCCCAACAACCUCCCCUGGACACUGGGAAAGUUCAGACCCAGAGCCAAACUUAGCAACUCAGACCCAGAUGCCAGUUUGCUGUAUUUUCUGUCUUCAUUACUACUGCAUCAACAGUUUUUAUUGGACAAAACAAUGGGCCAAAUCUGCAGCUAGUGUAAAUUGGCUUAGCUCUGUUAACUUCCAAGGAUCAAUGCUGAUUUGCACCCACUGAGGGUGUGGCUUAUUGCUCCAUGCCUAGGAGAUAAAAAGGUACCUGGGGAUCUGGUCCCUAGGGCCAAUUAAAACACAACUACAAAAGAUGCAGCAUUUCAGCGCAACCAAGUCACUGUCCUAUUUUUUAACAAUCUAAA
Messenger RNA from Chrysemys picta bellii (western painted turtle), 2807 nucleotides. RefSeq names its product interleukin 7 receptor (gene IL7R). Gene Ontology annotation, molecular function: cytokine receptor activity; protein binding. Gene Ontology annotation, biological process: positive regulation of receptor signaling pathway via JAK-STAT; hemopoiesis; cytokine-mediated signaling pathway. NCBI's taxonomy places the organism in Eukaryota, Metazoa, Chordata, Testudines, Emydidae. The record is from RefSeq and is a predicted model, not a curated record. Gene Ontology annotation, cellular component: external side of plasma membrane; membrane.